GUGCAUAGCCUUGAGGACAGUGUUACCUGAUAGACUAAACUCGGGGUACGAUCGCCCAACAAAGGCAGGAAUGUAUUGGACUUCCUGGUUGAGUCCGCUGUUUUCCGGCUGUGACAGAAGAAAUUACUGGAGCGUUUAGCCAACCGGGCGUUUCAUGGCUUGUUCCUCCGCUGUGGAUGCAAAUAAUAAUUGAAUUAACACCUCGUCGGAACCGAGGUGGAUUCGCGGGACUACAGAAAACAGCUGUCUACAGAUCAGUGAGGUUAGCUUUGAGUGAGCUAACAGACCGACCGGCGGAGGAGGCUCAGUCUGGUUCGUUUUAACUUCACAAGGCUCCAAACUACGCGAGGACUUCAAGAAACCUUUGUCGACAAGUCAGGAGAGUGCGAGUAUGUGGCUGGGGCCACGGGUGUCGUAAGAUGAAGAGCCCAUCCCACCGCAACAGGGACAUUGAACGGCAAGCUGGCUACCUGAAGCCCGAGCACUGCGUCCCUCCCCCACCCCGCACCGGCUCUGACACCAUGUGGUUCAUCCGCGACAGCUGUGGCAUUGUGUGCGGCAUCAUCACCUGGCUCCUGGUCUUCUACGCCGAGUUUGUGGUGGUGUUUGUCAUGCUGCUGCCUGCCAAGAACCUGGCCUACAGCCUCUUCAAUGGGAUGCUCUUCAACGGCCUCGCCUUCCUCGCUCUCGCCUCUCACGCCAGGGCGAUGUGCACAGAUCCGGGAGCCGUGCCUAAAGGGAACGCUACCAAAGAAUUCAUUGAAAGCCUACAGCUCAAACCUGGACAGGUGGUGUACAAAUGUCCCAAGUGCUGCAGCAUCAAACCUGACAGAGCUCAUCACUGCAGCGUGUGCAAACGCUGCAUCAAAAAGAUGGACCACCACUGUCCCUGGGUGAACAACUGUGUCGGAGAGAACAACCAGAAAUACUUUGUGCUCUUCACAAUGUACAUUGCACUAAUAUCCUUCCAUGCACUAAUCAUGGUGGCCUUCCAUUUUUUUGUCUGCUUUGAAGAAGACUGGGCGAAGUGCAGUAACUUCUCUCCACCAACAACAGUCAUCCUCCUCAUCCUCCUCUGCUGUGAGGGCCUCCUCUUUCUGAUCUUCACUGCCGUCAUGUUUGGGACUCAGGUUCACUCCAUCUGCAGCGAUGAGACGGGCAUCGAGCAGCUGAAAAAGGAGGAGAGGAAAUGGGCCAAAAGGUCUAAAUGGAUGAACAUGAAGGUGGUGUUUGGCCAUCCGUUCUCGAUAAGCUGGCUGAGCCCGUUUGCGACGCCCGACUAUGGCAAGGCAAACGUGUACCAGUAUGUAGUGUGAGGACUGGAAAAUAAGCUGAGCUCUGCUGCUGUGGACUUGAACUGCUCAGCCCUCAUAUUGUGUGGAACUCAGUGAGCAUGAUCUCCUUUUAACAACAUCUAUGUUUUCUUUCAUUUAUGGAUGUAUCAUCUAUUGAUACUUCAGGGUGUUCUAUUGUCAUCUUGUAUGUAUUUUUAAAAUAUUGUCACCUUUUCGCUGUACCUUGGAUUAAUGGGAUGUAGCUGCAAAAAAAAAAAAAAAAAAAAAAAAAAAAAAAAAAAAAAAAAAAAGCAGCUCUACUUUAAAAAAAACAUCUCAAAUGAAAAAGCAACAACUUGACAGGAAGCACUUGCUAUGGUGAAACAACUCCAAGACACUGAAAUCUUCCUGCUCCAGAGUAAAGGUUCCUGCAGUAUGUCUGACCAGUUCCUUCUUCUGAGACUAAACAAUGUGAACUUAAAUCCAGAAUGUAUUUGUUUAAAGCUGCACAGUUCGGGUGCGCAGACUGUCGCCUGGUUUUGUCUGUCCGUAAACACAGUCUGUGAUCCUCUAUCUCCUCUUACUGUGUUUCUGUCAUUGCAGUAGUCUUGCUGGAUGCUGAUGAUGAUAUGCCUUAGAACCGUUCAGUAGAAAAUGGUGGCAUCAGCUGUUUUUUAAAAGAGAUUCUCUAUUCUUUUGCCUUAAUGUGACUGGAUCCCACUGGUGAAUACAGUUUUAAAUGAGUUUGUCAUAUCUGAUGCCAGUUCUGGUCAGUGUUUUCAGAGUAAAUUUUAUCAAAUGAUCUUUUGAUUUACAUUGACUGUUUGUCUGCACUAAACUAAACGGACUAAAUCUGGCACUCCACAGUCUGAAUGUGUUUCUCUAUCACAUAGAAUGACCACUGACCAAGUCCAAGUGUGGUCAAUGGGAAGGACAUUCAUCCUCUGUGAGACAGAGAGCAGCAGUGGCAAUGCAAACUUUAGUGGUACCAUGUGUUUCCUGUAAAAGUCACCCAGUGUUUCUCAAGUUGAGUGCUUUUAAUGUUUAAACAACUUUUCAGAAUACACAUUGCUCUCUGAGUGGACUGACCCUAAGUGUAAUUCAGUUGCCCCCAAAUGAUGGAAUUUGCCUGUUUGUCUCAAUUGUAGUUGUGAGCCCUACUGGAGGGGGGAAAAUCUGUUCAGGAUAAAGUGUCGAUUUAAAUUUUAGGUCAGUGGCAAAUGUUUACUGAAGCUUGAAAGACAUUGUUAGAGAUGCAGGUUUUAAUUGUCACAGCUUUGAAAGCACAAAACGCAACAAAAAUGCCUGUGUCCAAAUGUGUUCGAAAGCCUUACUGUAACAUGCUUUGGAAGAUGAUGAAAGGAGUUAUUUGAACACACAUGUUGCCAAAUUGAACGCUCAGUGAAGGGAGGAAGUGAAGUUGGGUCUGUUUCAAGAGAAGAGAAUUAAGAGGGCAAUUUUCUUAACUUUUAGAAUCAAUAAAUUUUUUUACACAUACAAUACACCAGCUUUCUUCUUUUUUCUUGACUUCUAUGUGGUCGAGUAUGAAAACUGUUUGUAGUACCCAUUGUGGACCACAUGAUGUUGCUUUUGACUGUGGUAUUUGUUUAAAGGGGAGUAAAAUAAAACUAUGUAUGUGACAACUUUGGG
Monopterus albus (swamp eel) is the source of this 2924-nucleotide messenger RNA. RefSeq names its product zDHHC palmitoyltransferase 3b (gene zdhhc3b). Lineage: Eukaryota; Metazoa; Chordata; Actinopteri; Synbranchiformes; Synbranchidae. The transcript is spliced from 7 exons. Bases 420 to 1316 code for a protein of 298 amino acids. Gene Ontology annotation, molecular function: palmitoyltransferase activity. The record is from RefSeq and is a predicted model, not a curated record.